AUGGAUGCGCCUUCGCCCAAAAGAAGGCGAACAUCGCCCCCCAAUGACGACAACAGCGAGGCAACUGACGCGCCGCGGCCCUCGUCGCAACAGUCAAGGACCAAUCGCCCGUCCUAUGCAUCGCCUACCAAGACCAGCAUGGCGCGCUUCAACCCGAGUAUUCUUGAAAGAAGGAUGUCGGCGUCCCCGUCCAAAUCUCCUAGCCCGGUACGCCGGACCUUGCCUAUGCGAUCGCCUGCGAAGCCAGCCCCACGACCGUUACCCCGGCCGGCGGACGAGGACGAGGAAGAGUUCGAUCCUUUCGCCAGGCGCGGCCUGCGGCGCUCGGGAGACGCGGCAGCGGUACAGCCAGCUCCAGAACCGGACCUCCCACCGUCUGUCGACGAUCCUGUCACGUCGACGCCUCCGAGGGGCAUACACAGCAGCAGUAGUCCAUCGCGGCGGCGCACAUUCAAAUCCAAGACCAAGCCGAGCUCGCCCCUUAAGAACCCUCCAGUACGCCCAGAUACUGACAUGGAGAAUGCCAUGGCUUCGCCGUCCAAGAGGAAACUCUUCGGAACAGCUACUCAGCCGAGUCGACUGAGACAGACCACUGUGCUAUCUGAAGAGUCUGACAACGCCCGAAACUUACCUGCAUUUGACGAAAACACGCACAAGCGGAGAGAGCUUGAGGCGCUGAAAGCGGAAUUGGCAAGUCUGAAAAAGGAUCUGCAGGUGACGGGACGACAAAAUGAGAGGAUAAGGGCACUGCAGAAAGCUGGCCGGAUAGUGUCGCUUUCGGAAGAGGACGAUAUCCAGCGAAUUCUCAGGCGGCAUUAUGCGCCUGGCGGUGCGGACUCGCGCCCGGCGCAGUCGCAUCUUUUGGCGAAAGCAGCGUUGAACCCAAUGGCCCUUAUACCGUUCGCCAAGCCGGCCGUGUCUGUGCUACCAUCGAAUGAAGCCGAGAAAGACAAAGCCCGCAUCAAGUCGCAUCGACCUGUGCCUAUGACAGCCGAAGAGGAGUUGCCCUUUUUGCGACUGUUCAGCCCAUUCGAAGUUUUGGGUGCGAUGUCUAUGGCACCCACUGCCGCGGAUCAACCCUUGCAGCAGUUUUAUACGGUGCAUUUACGCUCACGGCGUGCACCGGGACUCUUUGCCGCCAAGAUAGAGCUGACCAUUGAUGUACAUCAACUUCGCAUCACGUCACUGGAUGUUCCAACACUCGAGCCAAGCGCAAAGAACGAGCUCGGCCCCUUUUUGGAGAAAAUAUGCACUGGGCAAUGCAACCGAAGUAUGCAGAGGAACAUUGGGAUCGCGUCUUGGGCAAUGGGUGAAUGGGUGCGUGUAGCGGAGCAGAGAGCACAGUUCUGGUGUCAAAUGCAGGCUGAGCUCGGCUCGGCCGAAGCCAUCCUCGAGAUGAACCAGAAAUUGCGCGCUCCCAAGCCACGGAAAAGGAGGGCUGAAGAGCAAAAUGGAGAGGAUGACAACAAGAUGACACCAAGCCAUACGGACCUCUUGCUCUAUAUGGGGAAACAAGCAUUCGACAUCCAGAUUCCAUCGCCGGGUGGAUCAUCACCAUCAGCAGCAUCGGUGCGAUUUCAAUGGAAGAUCGACUUUGAAUGGUCGGGCGAGGCGCACAGCAAAGUCGCCGUUUUACUCGGGGCGCCCGGGAAAUGGCGCCAAGCAGAUACCAAAGGCGUGUUGGGCAAAUUGCCGAAAUUGUUCGAGGAUCUCAUCGAGGGAGGUGAGCAGCCGCGGGUUGCAGUGCGCAAGGUGGUAUCACUGCUCGUCGGCGAAUCGUGA
This is a messenger RNA of Emericellopsis atlantica, 1782 nucleotides long. RefSeq lists its product as uncharacterized. The record is from RefSeq and is a predicted model, not a curated record. Bases 1 to 1782 code for a protein of 593 amino acids. The transcript is spliced from 2 exons. NCBI's taxonomy places the organism in Eukaryota, Fungi, Ascomycota, Sordariomycetes, Hypocreales, Bionectriaceae.